Culex pipiens pallens (northern house mosquito) is the source of this 2872-nucleotide messenger RNA. RefSeq names its product facilitated trehalose transporter Tret1-like. Lineage: Eukaryota; Metazoa; Arthropoda; Insecta; Diptera; Culicidae. The coding region runs from base 325 to 1764 and encodes 479 amino acids. Gene Ontology annotation, molecular function: sugar transmembrane transporter activity. Gene Ontology annotation, biological process: transmembrane transport; carbohydrate transport. The record is from RefSeq and is a predicted model, not a curated record. The transcript has 6 exons. Gene Ontology annotation, cellular component: membrane.
CUGAAUUUGGUCCCAGCCGCCGACGAACCGAAUCGAACCCGACUGUCAGUCGACGGUUGAGCUUCGAACAGGCAAGUUUAAGGUGCCGACACCAUCAGCAGCAAUUUCACCUUAAGGAGCGAGGAGAGAGGACAAACCGUGUGGAAAAUUUGAGCCGGGAAGCGAGGAAAAAUACGACCGAUUGAACCUUGAAACGUUGGGUUUAAAAUUGUAUAUCGACAGCUAUCUCCGGGUGUUAAAUACGGACUUUUGGCAGGUUGAAAAGUGAAAUUGUAUCGACUAAGUCGGUUUCGCGGAAAGUUCUAGACAGUUCUUUGAACCACCAUGAGCAACAAUGGUCCAGGGGUCACGAACCCCAUGCUGUACGACCCACCGGAGGGUCAAGCGUCCAACACAAAGCUGAUGCAGUUUGUAGCCGGUGUUGGAGUGUCUUUUGCCGCCAUCAGUGCAGGAACUGCCCUCGGUUGGACAUCCCCGGUUCUGUCCCAGCUGACGCCGGUAGUUGAAAAUGGAACGACCUCCAGUAAUAGCACAGAUGGAUUUACAAUUACGGCAGAAGAAGGAUCAUGGGUCGGCUCGUUCCUGGCCAUUGGCGCCUUCCUCGGAGCGCUCCCGGCGGGUGUCCUCGCCGAAAAGAUCGGUCGAAAGUACACAACCAUGUCGCUGGCCUUGCCGUACCUGCUGAGUUGGGCUUUAAUCAUCUUCGCCAAUGGUGCCGGAAUGCUGUACGCUGGCCGGUUUCUGAUCGGUAUCUCAACGGGAGCAUCGUGCGUCGUGGCACCCAUGUACAUCUCUGAGUUUGCGGAAAUUUCGAUUCGCGGAGCGUUGGGCGCGUUCUUCCAGCUGUUCCUGACGGUCGGAAUUCUGUUCGUGUACGCUAUCGGUCCGUACGUUUCCUGGGUGUUGCUGAGCGUGAUGUGUGCCGUCUUUCCGGCGCUUCUGAUUGUGGCGAUGUUCAUCGUGCCGGAAAGUCCCACCUACUUGGUGAAAACGGGUCGACGCAGUGAGGCGGCUGUGGCUUUGAAGUGGUUCUGGGGGCCAAAUUGCAAUACGCAGAAUGCCGUUGAGGCCAUUCAGAGUGAUCUGGAUGCGGUCAAGGGCGAAGCCAAGGUGUCGGAUCUCUUUACCAAGGCCGUCAACCGUAAUGCUCUGUUCAUCGCGUUGCUGUUGAUGUUCUUCCAGCAGUUUUCGGGUAUCAACGCGGUAAUUUUCUACACUGUGCCAAUCUUCCAGUCUGCCGGCAGUACGAUGGACCCUGCCAUCUGUGGUAUUGUGGUCGGUGUCGUUCAGGUGUUGAUGACCUUUGUGUCUUCAGUGCUGAUCGAUAAGGCCGGUCGCCGGAUUCUGCUGCUGCAGAGCAGUUUCAUUAUGGGAUCAUGUUUGGUUGUCCUCGGAGUGUACUUCAAGCUGCAAGCCGACAAGGCUGACGUGUCCGGAAUCGGUUGGCUCCCGUUGGCUUCGGUGGUCCUGUUCAUUAUCAGCUUCUCGCUCGGAUUUGGACCGAUUCCGUGGAUGAUGAUGGGUGAACUGUGCGCUCCAGACGUGAAAGGGCUAGCUUCGGCCCUGACGGUCAUGUUCAACUGGUCGCUGGUAUUUUUGGUCACCAAGACCUUUGGAACGAUGCAGGAAACGCUGGGAGCCGAUUGGACAUUCUGGUUCUUCGGCUUUUGGAUGGCGGUCGGCACGUUGUACGUGUUUUUCAAGGUUCCGGAAACUAAGGGCAAGACCAACGCAGAAAUUCAGGCUCUGCUUGGAGCAAAGUAAUUUCGAUGCAGUCUCAAUGACUAACGCACGCAUACACGGGAAACGCUUUAUUUGUGAAGAUUUCUAUGUUUUAUUAGGAGAUUUUCGACUGUAAGUUCGUGUUUGUACAUAUUUGUUUUACGUCGGUAAGAACAGAGAGUCAAUUGGAAGCAAUCACCCACCUUCUGGAAGCCCGGGCGCAAAAUUAUGUUGUUAUAAUUUUCUGCCAUAGUUACAUCAAGUAGCAACAUCCCUUCCAAUGUUUCAGGUGUUAGAUUUUAGUUUGUUCGAUGCAUGUGCAAAGCAAAUGCGUUAAAUUAUAAGUACUACAGUGUAAAUGUUUUACUAUUUUUUUUUUGUCCAAAUUGUAACUAAUAAAAAGUCUAGCUAGUUUAAUGCAUGCAGUACAAUAAAAUAAGAAAAAAAUACAGAACAAAAAAAACAUAACAUGGGUGUGUUCUUAGUCAACCAAAUUACUCAAAUAACCGAACCUAGAGGUGUCCAAACAGCGAUUAGACCAUAUCACCCCUUUAUUUUUAUAAUGAAACUCAAACAAAAAAUAACAAUACAAACCACUAAACAAUCAAGCACUGAAACAAAAACGAUAAAAAUACCUCUCUCAGACAGCAUAUUCCGAGAUUCGUUUCGGGAACCUCGCGAGGUUCCCGCUCAUUUCGCUCGCAUUAGGAAUUAUCUAGAGAUUUUGUUAAGUGCCAUAUCAUUUCGAGGAGUCGGCAGUCGGUUACGGUUUUGGGCGCCAUCUUGGCCAAACGCUUUGCGCAUACGUGUGACGCCAUCUUGCGGAAAGGACAAAAUGUGUGGAAGCCAUAUUUACAAAACAUAAGCAUAUAUUUACACAGCAAUACUUACGUGUGUGCGUGUGUGCAUGGCUGGGUGAAGAUAUUAGUGGUUCUAAAUUGUUGUUUGUUCGUCCAAAUACAACUGUUCGCGCAGGACUAUAGUGUUUCAUGACAGAUACAAAUAAACCAUAAUGUUGGAAACUAAAAUAUUUAGCAAAAAUUGAUCAGAAUGAAAAGCAAGAUGUAACCGCAAGGAUUGUUAUAUUAGUCGUAACUAAACGUACAGCUAUACACUAUAUACUACCAGAGAAAAAAAAAAAAAACAAAAA